Messenger RNA from Zootoca vivipara (common lizard), 5259 nucleotides. RefSeq lists its product as uncharacterized. The record is from RefSeq and is a predicted model, not a curated record. Gene Ontology annotation, molecular function: protein dimerization activity. Lineage: Eukaryota; Metazoa; Chordata; Lepidosauria; Squamata; Lacertidae. Gene Ontology annotation, biological process: regulation of DNA-templated transcription.
UGCUGGAUGCAGCCCAUCCUUUUGCAAAGUGGGGUCCUCCCCCCCAACAGGGUUUGCAUUGCAAGAUCCUUUUUGAAGCGCAGAGAUCAAGCCAGCCUCCCAUGGUGGGGGGGAGGGGAGGGGGGCGAAGACACUUGAGAUGAACCAGAAAAGGGUCCUCCCCCCAGUGCACCCUAAGUACUGUACAAAGGGAUUUUCAGCCCCACCCUGUGCAUGUUGACUCAGAAGUCAGUCCUUCUCCCUUCAAAGGGGUGGCAGCCCCAUUUCACCUAGUGAUGCUCCUCUCUCUUUAACAGCUUCUAUCUCCCUUCUCACUGCUGCCCCCUCCUGCCCCCCACCGCACCCCCCCCAGGCUCUGCCUCCUUCGGCAGGGGAGGGGUGAGCUCCUCCAGGACCCUGAUCUGCCCCCCUCCGAAAUCGGCUGCUGAAGCCCCUGCCUCAGUGGGGCAGAGAUCGGGAGGGCAAGGAGGACAGAGUCACCUCUGGAUUGGGAGAGAGGGAGGAGAUUUUGAGUUGGGUGGGGGGGUGAGAGAUGGACAAUGUCAAGGGAAAUCGGCCUCAGGCACGUCCUUAGUAAGAAAGAGGCUGAUGUGAGAGAAGGAAGCAAAAAGAAACAAUAAUUUGCUUCUCGGAAUAGGGGAGGCCCCCUCAGCUACCCUUUCAGAAAUCCUAGUCUGGCAGGCUCAGUUUGAUUUGGAACAAAGGAAAGAGCCUUUUGUGGGUUUCCCAUGUUGGGGGGUGCAGUUGGGAAGGGUUUUUGUACUGCUUUUGUGCCCCAAAACUGGAGGGAAGAGGCACAUUUUCCAUUUUCUGAAGCUUGAAAAAGCACCUCAUCAAUUUCCCUCCUGCUUGGUAAGGGAAAUGGGCCCAUGGAUAGCAGGAUUUGAAACUUUAAAAAGCUUCAAAGCAAAGACUGGAGGAAUUAAAGAAAUGCCCCCUCCCCAGCUGGACUUGGGGGAAAGAGGGGUGGGUGGAUUUUUGAUGCUGUUUCCUUCCAAAAAGAGGCUUCUCCAGGUAUCCUCUUGGGACUUUGUAAAAAAGGAGAAUUAAAGGACCCAGGGGUGGGAGAUCUGGCCUGCCUUGCAGGAUUGGCCCAGCGCAGAGGUGCUGAGGGACUUUAUCUGCUGGUUCUGGCAGCCUCACUCCUGCCUGGCCUUGUCCCCAUCCAGGUAGCCAGGAGAGUCUUAUAACACUAUAGGUGAUCUAAAGCCCACCACCUGGGCAAUGCUCACACAAGAACCCUGCAAGGUGCGCCCGGAUGACAGCCAGUUUGAUGGGCAGGGCCAGAGGACAGAGUUGGUGCAGCUAUGGAGCUGACUCUGAGCUUUGUCCAGGAGCUGCCUGCCUUCCGGGGUUUUUUUCCAGCCACACAAAAGUCACCCAGGAAGCAGCUGGGAAGCGUUGGAAAGAGGAUGUGGCGCUGGGGAAAUUCCUGAGGGCCAGAGAGAGAGACAGAGAGAAAGAGGACUUGAGAGCCAAUUUAGCCCCUGGAUCUGCGGUUCCCCAUUCUGCAGUUUGGGUGCUGGGUGCAGGGAGACCCAGUCUCACAUCCCCAUGCUCAGGAGGGAUGCCAUGUAGCCAGUUUGGACCCCCUGAUUAUUUCUCCCCGUCCUUCCUCACAGUGUAGGGAAGAUAAAAGGGUACACACACAAACACACAUACAGGUUUCGAAGACGAAGGAAUAGGGGGCCAUGAGCCACUGAACUUCAUAUCUCUGUCCCCUAAACUACAAUCAAUGUUAGCACAUAGAGUGCUCUAAAUAUUUCCAUCUUCUCCGCUUGGAUGGAGCUUCUGCAACCUGGUGCCCUCCAGAUGUUGGUUGUCUUCCAAUUGCAAAUUCUGCCCAUAAUUUAGAGUUUGCCUUAUUUUCCCAAUUCUAAAUGUAUCAAAACGUUGGAAACUGGUUUCCUGGAUGUCUGUUUGGAGGAAAGUAAAAGUGAGGUCUCUAGAGGUAUCGACCGUAAUGCUUUCUGCAAAACAUUAAAAGUUUGGGAUUUGAAGCUGAAUGUCCUCUAAAGACAGGCAGCUUAUAGUAUUACAAAGUUCCUGUAGAAAGGAUUACAGAUAUACCUCGGGUUACAGACGCUUCAGGUUACAAACUCCGCUAACCCAGAAAUAGUACCUUGGGUUAAGAACUUUGCUUCAGCAUGAGAACAGAAAUUGUACGCUGGCAGCAGCAAGAGGCCCCAUUAGGUGAAGUGAUACCUCAGGUUAAGAACAGUUUCAGGAUAAGAAUGGACCUCCAGAACGAGUUACCGGCCCUCUUGACCUUUGUGCAGGUGGCUGUGUUUUUCACGGAGGAGGAGUGGGCUCUGCUGGAUCCAGGCCAAAGAGCUCCGCACAAGGAAGUCAUGGAGGAGAAUUAUGAGAUGGUGGCCUCUCUAGCAGAGACUCUGGUACUCAGUUCUGAGCUCAUCUCCUCGCUUGGAACAGAAAAAUACAGGGAUGCUGUCCUGGACCAAUUGAGAGGUGAUGGAGAAGGCAAUCAGAAUUAUGAGGGGCCACCUGUCAAGUACUUCAGUAAAGAGAUGGAUGGAGGUGGAGAAGACAUUCCUUCGAAGAAAGCAAAGAAGUUGUGCAAGUAUCUUGAGAAAUGGGAAAGCGAAUUUAGCUUCGUGAAUAAGAGCAGAGUGGGCCACAGUUACGCAUUCUGCGCAAUUUGCAGUUGCGAUUUUAGUGUCGCCCACGGGGGAAGGACUGAUAUCACUCAGCAUGAAAAAUCGGCCAAGCACAAGCGCGGGGUAGAGGCACAGAAACAUGCCCCGAUGAUGCCCCGUCAUGCCCCGACGAUGUCCAGAUUUGCGACUAGUAAUACCACAGAGGCUGACCAGGUCAUAAAGGCAGAGGUUAAAAUGGCCAUGUUGUGUGCCAAAAACAACAUUUCUUUCACCUUCUGCGACGACUUCAACAAGUGUGUAGCUGACAUAUUCCCGGACUCUGCCAUUGCACGAAAAUAUUCUGCGGGGAAAACCAAAACUACGCAAAUAAUAAAAGGUGCCAUAGCAGCAGAGCUAGAUGACGAGUUGGCCAAAACAUGCCGAUCUCAGCCCUUUUCAUUGAUGUGUGACGAAUUGAACAGAAAAGCAGUCAAAGAAUUUGUCAUCAUGGCUAGACUCUACGAUGAGGCCAAUCUGCAGGUUGUUACCAGAUUUUUUGAGAUGCCCAUAUGCAAGGUUGGAAAUGCAGAAAAUCUUUACGAAAAGCUGAGUGAAGCAUUAAGAAAAAGAGGAAUUCCGUGGGAGAACCUGAUAGCCUUUAACUCUGAUAAUGCGAGUGUCAUGAAAGACAAACACGACUCUGUUAUCAGCAGACUGAGGACCACACAGCCCCACAUUCAGGAUCUUGGCUGCAUCUGCCACCUAGUACAGCUGGCCACUGGCUGUGCCAUCAGAGAAGCGCAGGUACCUGUUGAAGACAUCCUGGUCAGAAUAUACACCCACUUUGAUAAAAGUGCAAAAAGAUGUGAAGUCGACAAGGAGUUUGUAGAUUUUACUGAUUCAGACCACCUGAAACUGCUCAGGUACUACUGCAACACCCGAUGGCUGAGUCUGUUAACCUGCAUCCAGAGAGUGUUGAACCAAUGGGCCGCACUAACGGCCUACUUUAAUAGCCUUGAGGAGGUGGAGAAGAGCGCCAAUCUACGUGAUCUAGCCAGCCAUCUGGGUGAUCCGGUCGUGAAGAUCUACUUCUUGUUCCUGGCUGCUGCCCUUAAGCCUUUAUCUGAAUUUAAUAUUGCCUUCCAGUCAGAGGAAGUGCAGAUUCACAGGCUUGAAGAGGAGAUGUGCAAGCUGAUCAAGAAGAUCCUGGGCUUCCUCGUACCAGCCAGGACCAUGGUGGGUGUACCUCUCAGGGAGGUGAAGUAUGGAGGACAUCAGUUGGCUGAUGAAGACCUCUUUAUCGGAGAAGACACAAGGGCGUUCAUGAGAAGCACAGAGCUUCCUGUGUCUGCCGAGAAUAAAAUCUUUCAAACUGUGAGAAGAUUCUACGAAGCAGUGCUUCAGCAGAUGUUCUCCUCCUUUCCCCUCGACAAUCCCCUCCUGAGGGACUUGAAAGUGCUGGACCCAGCUGCUCGCCUUGAUGUUACUCCAGAGGCAGUGGAAAGGCUAGUGGCCCUGCUCCCUCAGUUGAACUUGAAUGAAGAUAGGCUGAGAGAGGAACUCAUUGACUACCAGCUGACAGACAGCAAGCAACUCCCCCAAGAAGAAAAAAUUGACAGAUUCUGGGGCCUGCUAGGGAAGGAUGUGAGGUUCAGGGAGCUGCCAAGAUUAAUGAAGGCUUUACUCUGUAUUCCCCACAGCAAUGCCAGUUCUGAAAGGGUGUUUAGUAUGGUGAGAAAGAUAGUUACAGAGAAUAGGAUGUCAUUAGACAACAGCACUGUUUGUGCUUUGCUUUCAUGUAAAAUCAACCACUCUGGCCCAGCCCACAAAUACACUCCUUCCAAAAGAGUGUUAAAGGAUGCAAAGUCUGCAACACGUUUGUAUAAUAAGUGGAUGCCAGAGAGCCAAAAGAGUGAACCUGACCAAUCUACCCAUGAAGAACUGAUGCUUUUGAAUUAUGGUGCUGGAGGAGAGAGUCCCAUGGACUGCAAGAAGAUCAAACCAAUCCAUUCUGAAGGACAUCGGCCCUGGCUGCUCACCGGAAGGACAGAUCCUGAAGCAUCGCAUGAGAAGAGAAGACUCCCUGGAAAAGAGACCCUGAAUUGGGGAAAGAUGAUGGUGUGUAGCCUUGGUAUAAAUUAAUUUGUAGCCUGGGGGGAUUACCGCAGUGUGGGCUGUCCCCGAGAACCGUAGACUGUCCCCAGGACAGGUGAAGCUGCUGAUCCCUUAUUUUCAAAUCUGAAAGUUGACAGCUAUGGUUAUAAGAACAGCAGCAUAAAACCCAUUUUUGUAAUUGCAAUAAAGGAACAAUGAAAACACAGGAAGGCUGAAACCAUCGUCAUGCAGAAAGUAAUCUUUAAACCUUCAUACAUUGCUUAAUCUUACUCAGCUACAACACAGGGGAAUGUGGGCAUUGUCAAUGUUGUUGUUUUUUAAAAUAUUUUUAUUGAAGAAAAAGAAUUUGUAAACAAUACAAGUUACAUAUCCGAUUACAAUUUCCCCCCCUUUCCCACUCCCUCUCCCACCCUCUAAAGACUUCCCACAGCUCCCCUCUCUGAUUUGUUUUUACAUAUUGUUUUCUGCAUGUUAUAAAACUAUUCAUAUCAUUACUUUAUCUAUCAUAUGUUCUAGUAAUAAAUUGUGGGUGUUUAUUCAAAACCUA